Molecule: messenger RNA, 1400 nt
Organism: Helianthus annuus (common sunflower)
Lineage: Eukaryota; Viridiplantae; Streptophyta; Magnoliopsida; Asterales; Asteraceae
Product: FBD-associated F-box protein At4g10400
Exons: 3
Coding region: 4-1290 (428 amino acids)
Molecular function (GO): protein binding
Source: RefSeq, a predicted model, not a curated record
AAAAUGAGUUCCAUAGGUGAGAAUGGAGACGACAGGCUUAGCGGGUUACCUGAAGACACUAUUUCACAUAUACUCUCUUUAAUGCCUACUAAAUAUGCGGUGCGUACUAGUAUUUUAUCCAAAAGAUGGAGGUACAGUUGGAUGUUCGUCACCAACCUUGACUUUGAUGAUAUUCACCCUUUCCAUAGUAAGAUAGUCUUGUCAAAAUUUGUGGACCGGGUAAUGGAGAAUUGCAAAUCGCCCCAACUCAGGUCGUUACGAUUACACUUUUCUAGUAAACGGGUUAAAAGGGCAAGCAUAUCAAGUUGGAUUGAUAAGGCAGUUAGGUUAAACGUUUCCGAACUUGACAUACAGGUUCUCAUUUUUAAGUUGCCUUUAAGCCUUUUCACUUGCAAGACGCUCACAAAAUUAAGAAUAGAUGAUGGCAAUCUUAAUUCCCGUGUUUGGGAGUGUCCGUGUCCGGUCAAUCUUCCUUGUCUGAAAACCCUUGACAUUGCCGUUCAUGACAAUCCUUUUGUCAAUGCAUUUGGACUCAUCCGUGGUUGCCCGAUCCUUGAAAGUCUAUCUUUGGAAGUAAGUAUUGACAAGGAGGAAGAACGAUAUUACAUAUUCAAUAAUAUCCCUACUCUGAAACGAUUGAAACUAAUAUUGGAAAGAGUAUUUUUUUCGGUUACCAAACAAGUUGUAUUAAAUCUCCCUAAUCUUGAAUACCUAUUUGUUGGUGAUUCGUUGGGCUCAGUUUUUGUCGUUGAAGAUUUGCCGUCAUUGGUUGAGGCAUCAGUUUCAUCUUAUCAUAUGUGCCUGGAGUUUCUGAAGGGAAUAAGUGGAGUUAAAUCCCUUACAAUUGACACAUUCACAUUCAUUCCGGCUUUGCCCAUCUUUCCAAAUAUCAAGCAUUUGCGGUUUACAAGUUUUUGGUAUUCUGGACGAGUUCUUCAAUUCCUUGAAAGUUGUCCCGAGUUGAAACAUUUGUGCAUUGAAGAGCUGACAGGUGAACAUUGGAUUGAACCAAACUUGGUCCCCGCUUGUAUGCUUACAACACUUACAACCAUCAAGAUUUCAAGUUGCAAAGGGCGAGAGCCUGAAAUAGAGUUUCUGGAAUACAUGUUGAGGAAUGCAAAGGUUUUGAGGGCCGUAACAAUAUCUUGGGAAAUCUAUCAAAUAGAAGAAAAGCGGUUGUGUGCAAAGGUGCUUGAACUUCCAAGAGCUUCCAGGUAUUGUGAUAUCCAUUUUAUUGGUAGCCGGUAUCAUUCUGCUAGUGGUUAUUUAGAUUUUGAGAUCCAUGUAUGAUCCAAUGACCUGUUCUGAGUCUUCUAUUUUGGGUUUGUGAACUAUCUACUUUGUGUUUCCGGUUGAUAGGGGUGCUUGGACUAUCAUUUAAUAAGCGGCUGUAAUGGAAU